GUGCGCGCCCCCGCUGCCUCUCCAUCGGUUACUGCGCGUCGCCGGGCUUGCAUGCGCGUCCCCGAGAUAUAAAGGAAAAGAGGAAAAAUGAAGAGGAGGUAAGGAAGAGAGGGAGAGAAAGAGAGAGAGGGAGAGAGAGGGAGAGGUAAACCCGCCGCCGUCUUCUUCUUCUUCUUCUUCUUCUCCUCCUGCUGCAGUGUCUGAUUCUCCCACCACCGCCUUCAUCAUCACCACCACCACCAUCGUCAUCCUCCCUCCCUCCCGUCUGUCUGCCUCCCUCCUCCUCCUCCAUCCCUCUCUCCUCACUGAAGGCAUGGCCAGAUAUCACAGCGACAAAAGAGAGGGAGAGAGGCAGAGGGUGGAGAGACCUUGACGGAGACCGAGAGGGAGAGAGAGAGGGAGAGAGAGAGAGAGAGAGAGAGAGAGAAGGCGGCUGCAGACUCUCCAGCCAGAGAGGAAGAGGAGAGGAGGAGGAAGAGGAAGAGACAGAGAGAGGAGUCUCCAUCUUCGCCAUUCCCAUCAUGACUUUGGAAGACGGCGUCUGAAACUGAGUUUGGUCCAAAGACGCUUCAGCUACGAGACCAGCAACAGAUCGAGGUGGUGCCACACGGAGCUCUGACCAGAUGGAGACGAAUGCGGUUGAAAAACGCCAUCGAACACGGUCCAAAGGAGUUCGAGCUGCUGUGGAAGCUGUAACGCAGGAGUUAUUCAGCUGUCCCACCCCGGGCUGUGAUGGCAGCGGCCACGUCAGCGGCAAGUACGCCCGACACCGCAGUGUCUACGGCUGCCCGCUGGCCAAGAAGAGGAAGGCUCUGGAAAAACAGCCGCUGGAGCCGGCUGCCAAGAGGAGGCCCUUUCUCACCUCCUGCCCAGGCGAGGAGGAGGAGGAGGAGGAGGAGGAGGAGGAAGGAGCCAGAGUCUACACCAGCUACGAGAACCAAGCCAUGGAGGUGGGGGGUGUGGUGAAGGAGCAAGGGGAGGUAGCCGAGGAGGACGAGGACGGGGAGAGAGAAGGCGAUGAGGAAGAAGACGGGGAGGUGGAGGACGAGUUCUCGGAGGAGGACAACGAGGAGCAGGGAGAUGACGAGGAGGAGGAGGAGGAAGAGGAAGAGGAGGAGGAGGUAGAGGUGGAGAGGGCGGACACGACGAUAGGAGGAGUGCGAGCGGAGGAAGAGGAGGACGAGGAAGAGGACGAGGAGGAGGAGGAGGAGGAGGAGGAGGAGGGGAUGGACGAGGAGGAGGAAGAAGUGGAUGACGGCGACGACGAGGAGGAGCCGGAGGAAGAGGAUGAAGAGGAGGAAGAGGAGGAGCAGAAUCAUCAGCAGGCGGAGAACCAUUAUAAACCCGGUGGACAAUCGAAGCUCCUUCCCGUUCAGAAGGACAACAACAACAACAACAGCUGCACCAUCGGCGCCGGUAACGGCACCGGCGAAGACUACGAGAACUACGACGAGUUGGUCGCCAAGUCGCUGCUCAACCUGGGCAAGAUCGCCGAGGACGCGGCCUACCAGGCCAUGACCGAGUCCGAGAUGAACAGCAACUCCUCCAACAGCGCCGGGGAGGAGGACGAGGACGAGGAGGAGGAGGAGGAGGAGGACGGCAGCGAGCGGGGCGACCGGAAGGGCGAGCUGAGCGUGGACCUGGACAGCGACGUGGUCAGGGAGACGGUGGACUCCCUGAAGCUGCUCGCGCAGGGCCACGGCGCCAUGCUGCCCGAGGACGGCUACCCGGAGGGCGUCAUGCUGGAUGACUGCGGCCACGCCAACGGGCGGCCCGUCGUCGGCGUCAGGGUCCAGGCGGACGAGAGCGAGGAGGAGGUGUGCCUCAGCAGCCUGGAGUGUCUGAGGAACCAGUGCUUCGACCUGGCUCGGAAACUGAGCGAGACGCCGGCGUGCGAUCGCCCCGCCCUCCACGCCCUCCACCAGCAUCUCCAAAACCCAAACGACCCGCAGGCGAUGCACCACCAGAGCAGGUACGAGAGCUGCCACCAGGGGGCGCCGCAGGAGCCCCGGGGCCUGGAGCGCAGCUACUCGGACAUGGUGAACCUGAUGAAGCUGGAGGAGCAGCUGAGCCCGGCGUCCAGGGGCUACCCCACCAGCUGCAGCCAGGAGGGCGACGAGGACACCACGUCGGUGGCGUCCGACCGCUCCGACGAGACCUUCGACAUGGCCAAGGGGAACCUGUCGCUGCUGGAGAAGGCCAUCGCCCUGGAGUCGGAGCGGGCCAAGGUCAUGCGGGACCGGAUGGCCUCGGAGCACGCGGGGCCGCGGCGGGACCACCACCACCACCACCACCAUCACCACCACCACCGUGGCCACGGCGAGCACAGCCCGAGGCUGAGCGGCGGCGGCGGCGAGGAGCGCAAGUCCAGGAUGCACCACGACGGGUUGAAGAGGGCGUACUACCCUAAAGACUCUUCCCGGGGGGACAAGAAGGAGAGCAAGUGUCCGACGCCGGGCUGCGACGGGACGGGUCACGUGACGGGUCUGUACCCGCACCACCGCAGCCUGUCCGGAUGUCCCCACAAAGACCGAGUGCCGCCGGAAAUCCUUGCCAUGUAUGAAAAUGUUUUAAAGUGCCCCACUCCCGGCUGCUCUGGACGGGGCCAUGUCAAUAGCAACAGGAACUCGCACCGCAGUCUGUCUGGCUGCCCCAUCGCUGCCGCAGAGAAGAUCUCAAAGGUCCACGAGAAGAGUCACACUGUGACCGACACCGGCAGCAAGACGUCCAAUCAGACGUCAGACCGCGUCCUCAGGCCGAUGUGCUUCGUCAAGCAGCUGGAGAUUCCGCAGUACGGCUACAAGAACAACGUGCCGACCAGCACGCCGCGCUCCAACCUGGCCAAGGAGCUGGAGAAGUACUCCAAGACCAGCUACGACUACGGCGGCUACGACGGCCAGCACGGCGGCUACGGGAAGAGGGGCCCGACGACCAAGUCCCACCACGGGCGAGACACCUCCCCGAAGGGAUACGACGCCAAGCGCUACUGUAAGACGUCGAGCCCGACCAGCAGCACGACCAGCAGCUACGCGCCGAGCAGCAGCAGCAGCCUGAGCUGUGGCGUCGGAGGAGGAGGAGGCGGCGGAGGAGGAGGCGGAGGCGGUGCCGGAGGCGGAGGGAGCAGCGCCAGCAGCACCUGCAGCAAGAGCAGCUUCGACUACACCCACGACAUGGAGGCGGCCCACAUGGCGGCCACGGCCAUCCUCAACCUGUCGACCAGGUGCCGCGAGCUGCCGCACGCCCUGGGGGGGAAACCGCUCGACCUGCUGACACAGAGUCCGGUGGCCGAGCUGGACGACGACGGCGGCGGCGCGCUGGACGUGGGCGGUCAGCCCGGCGGGCCGGAGGGCAGCGGCACGGUGCUGACCGCCCUGCAGCCGAUGUCGCCCCAGCGGCAGGCGCUGCUCAGCAGCCGCUGCUACCAGCUGAGCGAGGCCGACUGCUGGGAGCUGCCCGUCGACUACACCAAGAUCAAGAGGCUCGGGGACGAGCAGGACCACAAGGAGUCGGUGUACUUCUCGUCCCUGCACCAGGGCGACGAGCUGGACCCCUUCCAGGAGCUGCUGGACGAGCAGCGCUACCCGGCCGAGGUCGCCAUGCCCAGCCCCAAGCACCACAAGUACCCGCCCUGCAGCAAGGAGGGCAAGAAGGAGCUCAUCACGCUGUCGAGCUGCCAGCUGGCCGACAAGAACAUCCGCGGGAUGAUGACGGCCAACUCACAAGAACUCAAGUGUCCGACCCCCGGGUGUGACGGAUCCGGACACAUCACUGGAAACUACGCCUCCCACAGGAGUCUGUCGGGCUGUCCCCGCGCCAAGAAGAGCGGCAUCAAGAUCGUCCACAGCAAAGAGGACAAGGACGACCAGGAGCCAAUCAAGUGUCCGGUCCCGGGCUGCGACGGGCAGGGUCACGUGACGGGGAAGUACGCCUCCCACCGCAGCGCGUCGGGCUGCCCCCUGGCGGCGAAGAGGCAGAAGGACAGCUACGUCAACGGCUCGCAGUUCGUCUGGAAAUCCGGCAAGACGGACGGAAUGAGCUGCCCGACCCCGGGCUGCGACGGCUCGGGACACGUCAGCGGGAGCUUCCUGACGCAUCGGAGCCUCUCUGGUUGUCCCAGAGCCACCUCGGCCAUGAAGAAGGCCAGGAUGAGCGGCGUGGAGAUGCUGACAAUCAAGCAGCGAGCGAGCAAAGGCAUCGAAAACGAUGAAGAAAUCAAACAGCUGGAUGAAGAAAUCAAAGAUUUGAACGAGUCCAACAAUCAAGUGGAGUCCGACAUGAUCAAACUGAGGACACAAAUCACCACCAUGGAGACCAACCUGAAGUCCAUCGAGGAGGAGAACAAGGUGAUCGAGCAGCAGAACGACUCGCUGCUGCACGAGCUGGCCAACCUCAGCCAGUCGCUCAUCAACAGCUUAGCCAACAUCCAGCUGCCGCACAUGAGACCGCUGCCACAGAAAGAGAACACAGUAAAGCAUAACUGCUGUUUACAGAUGCCUCCCAGAGAGCCAAUGAAUGAACAGAACUUUGACACUUAUGUGAGUACACUGACAGACAUGUACACCCACCAGGACCAGUACCAGAGCCCGGAGAACAAGGCGCUGCUGGAGAACAUCAAACAGGCGGUUCAGGGCAUCCAGGUGUAACCCUGACGGAGGCGGAAAUAACAAAUGCAAAGCAAAAACAACAACAACAACAAAAAAAAAAGUCAAAAAAGAGGGGAAUGGGUUGUUUUUUGCUGCUGUAAUCUACCCCAGUUCUUUUAUUUCUUCUACUGUUAUGCUCUCAACUCCAUGGGUAUAUAUAUUUUUUUGAAUUAUUGUUAUUAUUUUGAUUGUCGUUGCCUUGCUUUGAAAAACAAUUACCGACGUUUUAAAACGAACAUUCACGUUUUGUACAUUUUCAUAUGACCUAAUAUAAUGUGAUGUACUGUUUAUAGCUGCUAAUGUAUGCACAUUCGAGUGUAUAUGUACUUAUUUAUUUAUUUAUCGUAAGCUUGAAUCAUUUCUUAUGUCCACGCGAUUUACAUACAUCGAAAAACCGGGCGUCACGGGUUUAACGGGCGGAGGGUGAAAACAAUCAUUUUCGGGGGAAGAAAAGUCUGUUCUCGCGAGCUGCGGAGGCGGCGGUCGUUGUUACGGAUGUAAAGUCAUUGAUUUUUUGUAACGUUUGAAAGUGGAACCGUAUGCACACUAAUAUUACUGUAAAUCUUUACGUGGGAGCUGACGAGGAGAACCGACGCUUGUAAGUAAGCAAAGAAGAUUUCAAACAUCAUGACACGGAAACUCACUGGUGCAAAAUCCCAUCAUCCCCCCUCCCGGAGUCGUUUGGUGUUUCUAGUCCUCUUCUGUCACUUUUCUUUGUUCACGCCAAGAGCGAAGGGAAAAAAACGAACGGCUACAGACAAAAAAAAAAACGUAGGAGACAAUCUGCCAUUCUGAAUUUAUUUGAGUCAUCAACCUUGACUAGCUAAUAGGACAACGUCUCAGCAAUAUUGGUACGAUAAUAUGAAAUCGUUUGUUUAGAUAUGGGAUGCAAUCUAUAUGAAGAAGAAAAAAAUGUUUGGGUAUAUGCAAUUUCUUAUGAAUAAAACUAGCAAAGAGCUGAUAGAUCUUUUUACUAACUAUAAAUGUAUUGCGUUUUGUACAAACCUUUUACUACAAUCACGUGGUAGCAAUCUGACGCGGGUGAACGGACUCUGGUUCUGUCAUGGUGGACUCUGCACAGGGACACCUUUGUUUCCAUGUUCUGAUGUUUUUACUGUUCGCUGAAGAGGAAAAAAACGUGGCAGGCGGAAAAAACAGAAAUUUGUAGAUAUGAUUUUUUCCCUCUCUUUCUAGAGGCCGACGGCUGCGCUGGACUUACAGGGUCAAACGUCCGUCCCAUCCGUUACUGUAUAUUGUGCACAUCCUGUAAAAAAAGAAGGAAAAGAACGUCCUUCCAAUCAUGCAUCUUAUUGUCUGAGCCGCAAUGGGACAUGAAGACAGACCACGCGAUGACCAAGCAGUGCUUUUUAUUUUAAUUUGAAUAUUUUUUUGAAAACUUAUCUUUGAUUUUUUUUUUUUUAUUGAAAAGACGAAUGAAGACUCAGAGGCGUCAGUCGUGACGGCGCUCGUGUCCGGCCACUGAUCGAGUCUUUGGUCUGAACUCGGCCUCCGGGAUCACAGGCGCUGACGUGGUGCGAGUAUGUUGUUUCUUUUCUCUGACCACCGUCGAUCAUGCAUGCACUUUAUUGGAGUACGUCAAAAGUAUUAUCCCGUGGUGAAUGGAGCAAAAACUGUACAGCGAGUGUAGUGGGAAACCGUGACGUGGGCGAGACGUUGUGCUGGUGAUUCCUGUUUGAAGGCGACGAGGAGCAAAUGUCACCGGGUUGAUUUGUGACUUAAAGGAAAACUCCCCCCUUUGGCCCCCGGAGCAUUUUUAACGUCCACCUGCCCGAUAUGUUAUCUAACUUCUACUAGAUUACAAAAGUGGAAAAUUUAUCAUUUUGUAUUUUAAGUUAUUUAUUCAUUUAUUUUUCCCAAAAAUAAAUUUCAAGGCUUCGACAGAGUUCUGUAAAAGUCCAAGAACUCUGCUCCUCUGUCUGCGUAGACAGAGUUUGGUGACUGACAGUCACGGAUACAACUGAUACGUACUAGAGAACUGAAGUACAACUCCCAAGGUGCAGUUGGAGAGGGCGAACCCCAUUACUGAGCCAGAAAAUCAUUUGACCCAACAAGCAGUGGAAAUUAAAUAUUCACGCUUGGAUUGUGGAUCUGUUUUGUGUAGAUUAGGCAACUCUGGCCCCGGCUGGCGUCAUGACAACAUCGGCCGAGGCUCAUGGUUAUUGAAGUAUCCUAUGGAAAGACGCACUAGUAGACAAUGACAAGAAGAACCUCGCUGGCCCCGGUGAUCAUUUAGACUUUCAUGCAGGAGAGACCUGCAGUUAUCUUAUGGAACAUAACAACACACUUUUCCAAACUUUAAUCAAGCGAUUUACUUUAGGAAUCCCAACUCUCCCUAAACCUUAGUUUAACUUGACCUUUAUCUAUAGAAAUCAGAGCGCAGAUUGUUGACUAACUAAAUUUGUAUCCUUAUUAAUGUGAUUCAGGGUCUUUGCCAACUUGUCCAAUAUUGAGGUUGAAAAGGUCAAAGGACCUGGUGACUCACACAGUGACCCAAACUAUUCCAAAUAUACCAAAUAUGUAUUUUUAUAUUUUUGGUUGAAUGUGUUUUAAAAUGUGCUAAAUGAAACGUGGAACGAGCAGAUCCAGUAAACGUAACGUGAGACAGUGUGGAAACGUUGAAGACAUUUAAGGGGGAAAAAAGAAUAAAAGAACCAAUCAUCUAUAACUUAAACCAAAUCAAACGAGGAACUUUUCUCUAAAACCUGAUUUUCAGUCGCCUGAAAAACCAAACUGACGAACCAACGAGGAGGAGUUUUCCUUCAAUGUUUCUUCUUUGGACUUUUUUCUUUUCUUUUCUUUUUUACCGCAAAGCCUCAUUCACUGACUUCACCUCUCCGUCCUGAGCUUUGUGUCUGCAGCUUCCUGCCGGUUAACUUUACUUGCAUUAGAUAAGACCGACGCCGCUCGUGUGGUUUUCGUUGGGUCAGUUGUUCGCACCGAUAAACGAAGGGAACGGGAGUUAAAGCACAAUUCUGCCACUUGAAGACAAGUCAAUAGACUAGAUAUUGUAAUAUCAGAUGUAAAAGCUAAACUCUAAACUAUUUACAUAGAGACUUUCAGCACUAACAUGUAACAUGCUAGAAUGCAAAAAUAAAUCCAUAUGAAAUAUUUGUGAGAAUCAUCGGCGAGGGGGCGUUUUUAUACAACGUUCAUCUUCUUUUCCUUUCGCCCCCUUCGUCUCUGUCAGCCGCCAAAAAAACGCUCAACUGCAGUUUUUCUUACCACGAGGCAUGAGUUCCGUUGAUAUUUCUGCUGUAUGUUUAAGGGUCACGACGAGUUGCUACGUGAUAUUUUCAUUUGACUUGUGAAGUUCGUACGGUUUUUAAAUCAUGCUGGUGUUGGCAUCUCUUGCUCUGAAAUAAAUUCUUGUGUUGCAACACUGA
Scophthalmus maximus (turbot) is the source of this 8047-nucleotide messenger RNA. RefSeq names its product myelin transcription factor 1-like, a (gene myt1la). Bases 624 to 4643 code for a protein of 1339 amino acids. Gene Ontology annotation, cellular component: nucleus. Gene Ontology annotation, molecular function: zinc ion binding; RNA polymerase II cis-regulatory region sequence-specific DNA binding; DNA-binding transcription factor activity, RNA polymerase II-specific. The transcript has 24 exons. The record is from RefSeq and is a predicted model, not a curated record. Gene Ontology annotation, biological process: regulation of transcription by RNA polymerase II. NCBI's taxonomy places the organism in Eukaryota, Metazoa, Chordata, Actinopteri, Pleuronectiformes, Scophthalmidae.